This is a messenger RNA of Colletotrichum truncatum, 714 nucleotides long. Its product is annotated as maintenance of ploidy protein mob1. Gene Ontology annotation, molecular function: protein kinase activator activity. The record is from RefSeq and is a predicted model, not a curated record. NCBI's taxonomy places the organism in Eukaryota, Fungi, Ascomycota, Sordariomycetes, Glomerellales, Glomerellaceae. Gene Ontology annotation, cellular component: cytoplasm; nucleus. Gene Ontology annotation, biological process: signal transduction; positive regulation of protein phosphorylation; cell division.
AUGAACGGGGUGCCGGGUAUGACAGUUAAGGCGGCUAGGAACCAGUUCCGUGCGCGCACCGUGAAGGGAGCAAACAAUGGCGUUGCGCUGCGACAGUAUGCUGAAGCGACUCUUGGAGGAGGCAGCUUACGCAAGGUUGUCAAGCUGCCCGAAGGCGAGGACGAGAACGAAUGGCUGGCUGUCAAUAUGGUCGACUUUUACAACCAGAUCAACCUUCUCUACGGCGCCAUCACGGAGUUUUGCUCUCCCCAGUCGUGUCCAGAGAUGAAAGCCACAGACGAGUUCGAGUACCUGUGGCAGGACAGUGACCAGUAUAAGAAGCCGACUCACAUGUCAGCUCCGGAUUACAUCGAGCACCUUAUGACCUGGGUGCAAAACACCAUCGACAAUGAGACGAUGAUGCCAAGCAGGAUUGGUAGGUGCAUUCCACGCCGAGUACGUAGAGAGGUUGUACUCACACUAGGACGUAUAGGCGUCCCCUUCCCGAAGAACUUCCCGUCGCACGUGCGACAAAUCUUUAAGCGCAUGUACCGAGUCUACGCCCAUGUCUACUGCCAUCACUACGCCGUCAUCAGAGAACUCGGCCUGGAACCUCAUCUCAACACAAGCUUCAAGCAGUAUGUGUUGUUUGUUGACGAGCACAAGCUGGCGAGCGGCAAGGACUUUUACGGUCCCCUGAACGAUCUUGCUGAAAAGAUGAUUGAGAGCGAUUGA